AUGGUUCGUGAAAUUAUAUUUUUACACAUUGGACAAUGUGGAAAUCAAUUAGGGCAUGAAUUUUGGUCUGUAGUAAUAAAUGAACAUUUACAUAAAAAAAAAAAUGAAAAAAAAGAAGUAGUAAGUAAAGAAAGUUUUAUAAAUGAUUCUAUGUCUUCCUUUUUUGAAAACAUAAAUGAAAAUUGUAAUUCAAAAGAUAGAGAAAAUUUAAAAGCACGAGCUAUAUUAAUAGAUACAGAAAUGGGAGUAACAAAUGAAAUUAUGAAAAGUCCUAUUUCAUUUUUAUUUGAUGAAAAAAAUAUUUUUACUCAACAAUCUGGAGCAGGUAAUAAUUGGUCUCAAGGAUAUAUGUAUUAUGGAAAAAUUUAUCAGAAUUUAAUUGAUAAUAUUAUUAGGAAAAAUGUAGAAAAAUGCGAUUCUUUACAAUCUUUUUAUAUUACAUCAUCAUUAGGAGGAGGAACAGGUUCGGGUUUGGGUUCUUAUAUUUUAGAAAUGCUAAAUGACUCUUAUAAAGAAGUAAAAUUUAGUAAUUGUGUAUUUCCAUCUGUCUGUGAUGAUGUAAUAACAUCACCAUAUAAUAGUUUUUUUUCUUUAACAAAAAUUCAUGAAUUUUCUAAUUGUGUUUUACCGGUUUCAAAUGAUGCUCUGUUAAAUAUCUUAAAUAGUAAGAAAUUGAAGGAAAAUGAAAAUGAUAAAAAUAAUUAUUCAAAGAUGAAUAAUAUUGUGGCUAAUGUAAUUGUAAACCUUACAAGUUCUAUGAGAUUUGAGGGUUCUUUAAAUGUAGAUAUAAAUGAAAUAUGCACCAAUUUAAUUCCUUAUCCCUUUUUUAACUUUUUAUUGUCAUCUUUAAGCCCUUGUAUAGAAACAGAAAAUACAAGAACUUUUAAUCAUUUAUUUAAAAACGUAUUAAAUCAUAAUAAUCAAAUGCUUCUUGCAAACCCCAAGGAUGGCUUAAGCUUAUCUAUGGCAUUUUUAGUUAGGGGUAAUGUUAAUAUUUCAGAUAUCACAAAAAAUGUGUUGUUAAUAAAAAAGAAUUUAAAUAUCUUAAGAUACAAUAAGGAUGCUACAAAAAUAGGGUUAUGUAAUGUAUCUCCAUUAAACCAACCAUAUAGUUUAUUAUGUUUAAAUAAUUCAUGUGAGAUAAGGAAUACAUUUCUUCAAAUAUUAGAAAGAUUUAAUAAAUUAUUUAAAAGAAGGGCUCAUUUGCAUCAUUACUUAGAAUAUUUAACUAUGGAUGAUAUUACUGAAUUCAAAGAAAAAAUACAAAAUUUAAUUUAUGAAUAUAGUUAUAUUCAAAAGCAUUCAUUUUGUUCACCAAAAUUUUUAAAUAAAUCAACUAUUAAUUUAUUAGGAUAUGAAAUUUGUGAGGAAAAUGAUAUAAAUAAUAAGAAUUCGAAUUAUCUUGAUAAUGGUUAUCCUCAUUAUUUAAAAUCUACAUUAAAGGUUUACGAUAAGUGUUCUAACUGGUUUGAUUUUAAAAAUAAACCAAUUAUUUAA
Molecule: messenger RNA, 1497 nt
Organism: Plasmodium gallinaceum
Lineage: Eukaryota; Apicomplexa; Aconoidasida; Haemosporida; Plasmodiidae
Product: tubulin epsilon chain, putative
Exons: 1
Coding region: 1-1497 (498 amino acids)
Biological process (GO): microtubule cytoskeleton organization; mitotic cell cycle
Cellular component (GO): microtubule; cytoplasm
Molecular function (GO): structural constituent of cytoskeleton; GTP binding
Source: RefSeq, a predicted model, not a curated record